Messenger RNA from Eucalyptus grandis, 1404 nucleotides. Its product is annotated as LEAF RUST 10 DISEASE-RESISTANCE LOCUS RECEPTOR-LIKE PROTEIN KINASE-like 2.1. Gene Ontology annotation, molecular function: ATP binding; protein kinase activity. Bases 1 to 1404 code for a protein of 467 amino acids. NCBI's taxonomy places the organism in Eukaryota, Viridiplantae, Streptophyta, Magnoliopsida, Myrtales, Myrtaceae. Gene Ontology annotation, biological process: protein phosphorylation. The transcript is spliced from 4 exons. The record is from RefSeq and is a predicted model, not a curated record.
AUGUUGAAGCUCGCCAAUAGAGACUACGAAGAAGAGGAAGCUAGAAUUUGGGAUGAAGCAUAUGGACCGAAGAUUGCAUUGGGUGAGUGUUAUCAUUCGGUAAACCUGUCGGCGAUUCAGGACAUUGAGGCAAACGUGACCCUGGACGCCCUAAAAGCAGCAAUCAAGCAGGGGUUUGGGAUGCAGUGGCCAGAUGACGACGGUUUGUGUCAAAAAUGUCUCAAGUCGGGCGGGCAGUGUGGACAGGUUCAGAACUCUGGCGAAUUCACCUGUUAUUGCCGCGAGCGGUCCCACUCAUCGAGUUGCCCAGCUUUUCUGGCCGCGCUUAGUGUCUCCAUGACUACCGUCCUGCUGAUUUGCUUUAUUAGGAAGACUAACCUUUUCAAAAAGGAGAGGAGUGAAAAUCACUGUGAUGUUGACGAGUUCAUGAGGAAUCAUGGGUCUCUUGUUCCAAGAAGAUAUAAGUACACCGAUGUCAAGAAAAUGACGAACUCCCUUUCCGUGAAUGUUGGUCAAGGAGGAUACGGUGUGGUUUAUAAAGGAAAGCUUAAAGAUGGUCGCCCCGUCGCAGUAAAAUUCCUUAAGGAGUCCAAAGGUAAUGGAGAAGAGUUCAUCAAUGAAGUCACAAGUAUCAGCAGAACAGCCCACGUAAACAUCGUCGCUCUUUUAGGUUUCUGCUAUGAGAAGAAUAGAAGAGCUUUGAUAUAUGAGUAUAUGCCCAACGGGUCUCUAGACAAGUAUCUUCCUAGUCAAGGAGCUUCGAGUGCAACUGGUCCUCUAGAAUGGAAAAUCUCAUACAAAGUUGCACUGGGCGUUGCUCGAGGGCUUGAGUACCUUCACCGUGGCUGCAGCACUAGGAUUUUGCAUUUUGAUAUAAAACCUCAAAAUAUCCUACUCGAUCAAGACUUUGUUCCGAAAAUUUCAGAUUUUGGCCUUGCCAAGCUGUGCAAAGGGAGGGAGAGUGUUGUGUCAAUGAAUUUCGGAGGAGUCUCUCACAAGUCUGAUGUCUACAGUUACGGAAUGUUGGUUCUUGAAAUGGUAGGCGGCAGAAAUAAUUAUGAUGCUCAACUAUCGAAGGGUAGCCAAAUGUACUUCCCGGAGUUGGUAUAUAGGCAUCUCGAGCCAGACAAAGGUCUGCAAUUGAGGGGAAUCAACACACCUGAGGAGGAGGAGACAGCAAGAAAGAUGAUCAUUGUGAGUAUAUGGUGCAUUCAAACUAAUCCAUCAAAUCGACCUUCGAUUUCUAAGGUGAUAGAGAUGUUAGAAGGUAGCCUCGACCUCUUGCCAAUACCACCAAUACCCUAUUUGACUUCUCCACCAGUAUCGCCCAAACAUUUCGAAACAACCACAUCGUCGUCAUCAGUGUUCAUCAACAGCAAGGGCCAGGAGGUGGAUAAACUGUGA